AUGAUCAUCUGGGGGUUGUUUGGGCGGCGAUAUAAGGCGGGCGGCGUUUGGGCGCCAGUCACAGCGGCUACGGCGCUCAUGUCGGCACACGUAGGGCUCCGGGAGCAAGGCCCUAGGGUCCUUAGGGUCGGUAGGGCCGUAGGGAUGGACAAGGAGGAGGUUCGGAGUGAGGCGGCUGCGAGCCCAAAACGGCUGUGCUGGUCGCGCCGCCCGCCCGCGCCGCUGCCUGAUACUAGGGGACUCUGCUGCGCGAAACUCCUGAGGAAAAACGGCAAAUCGAAAAAGGUGCUGUUGUUCCCCGAAGAAGGCUGGGCACGGAGCGCGUCUUCUUCCUACUGGACGCUGCAGCCGUGCUGGUGGCGCCGCUCGCGGUGUAAGGUGGUGGAGGUUGCGGGAACUAGGAGGCACACGACGCACGCCCGCAUGGUGGUGAGCGGCGUCAACGCGGUCUACAUCGUCGGCACCUUCAAGCACUCCGGGACUGAUGCCGAUUUUAAGUUGUAUCUGACGACGAACGUGACGCAGGCUGACUUCAACAUGGGCUACACUAUGACGGGCACGCUGGAGAGAGGCAGCCGCUCCACCAACACCUUUCAGGUCACGCAUUUUGCUGUCCUCCGCCGCUGCGACCAUGAAGGACAUCAUCUGAAGAACACUUAAGUAGAACGUAUAUCCGAGGAAAUUGAUUCCUAG
Molecule: messenger RNA, 693 nt
Organism: Aricia agestis (brown argus)
Lineage: Eukaryota; Metazoa; Arthropoda; Insecta; Lepidoptera; Lycaenidae
Exons: 5
Coding region: 1-660 (219 amino acids)
Source: RefSeq, a predicted model, not a curated record